AUGUUCACAGCGGCGCCCCGGGAGAUCUUGGUGAGGCACCGGCUGUUGGGCGGCAUGCGGAAGAUUUUGAAGAUGAAGACCCACGAGCAGAUCAUGCACGCGAUCGAAGAAACCUGGAGCAGCAGCGAGAAACCGGACAUGGAGCGAGACCUACAAGGCAUGUUGCCCUUCUACCCUGUGGGUUUGCUGCCUUCGGAGCCCGGCGAUGCAGGCGUGAAGGAGGUGCAGUCAGAGAAGGACUGGAGCGCGCCCAGCCUUCAGUCAGAGAGCCAGCAGGUAGGGGACGCCCAUCGAAAGCAGGAGGUCAGUAAGGAGACCCAAGGCAUCAUCCGCUGCGCCCAGUCGCUGCUGGACAAAGCGCAUGGCGCAGCCAAGCAGAUGGACGGCCAGGAGGCCAAGGCUGCCAUAGGCGUCAUGGCGGCCACGAUGCUGAAGGAGCUGCUGCAGGUGGUGCAAAACUCGGAGGCCCAGGACUGCCUCGAGCAGCUGGAAGCGCUAAACAUCAGGCGAGCCGCCCAGCCCAUGCCGGUAGUUGUAGGGGGCGGUCUCUUCGCGGGUCUCUGCACCCUUCAAGGCGAGCUGGCGCGGCGCCUGCUUCAGGGUGCUUUGCAGGAUAGCCAGAGUGGUCGCGCCGGGCAGGUGCCUGCCGGAGAUGCCUUGCAGCAGCUGGAUCGUGGCUUGUCAUCUCUGCAGGCGGAGGUGGCCAUCCUGAAGCAGAUGGGUGCCGACAGCGCCCGCGUCGGCUUCGAGACCCCACCCCGGCGUCAAGGCGCCAGCGACACCCUCACAGGCAGAGUGCUGGGCUCCCCGCAGCCGCGCUGGCUGCAGGGCCUGGACUACGCCGCGCAGGGCCGAGUGGCGGCCUGCGGCAGCCGGGCCGAGGCGCUGCAAGUCCUCGAGGAGGCAGCGGAACCGGAGUUCUCCGGGCAGGCCCCAGAGGAGCCCAAAGAGGCUUCUUACGAGCAGAUUGCAGCAGCCUUGGCGCUUCUGCAGCAGGCCAAGGACCGGGUGGCGAAGCUGGAGGCGCAACGAAACGACGCGUGGAAGAGGCACCAGGAGGAGGUGGCGGCGCUGAGGGCCAGCCUGGAGAAGCAGCGGCGGGAGAGCUUGCAGCGCCUGCUGCUGCGCUUGGCUCCCCCGGGCUUCAGGAAGCCCUGCCCAGGUUCGCUGGCAAGUCCGGUGCCCACGCCCCGGCGGGCACGCAAGGCUGCCCAGGUGGUGGAGCAAGGCCGGCCCGAGCCGGUGACGCAGGCAGCGAGCUUGGGCGACAGCAGCGGAUGAGGCUUUUGACUUGUGAGGUUUGACUCAGAUGGGCCCAUACGGUUGGGAUGCAAAAGGCUUGAGCGGCAGA
Molecule: messenger RNA, 1351 nt
Organism: Effrenium voratum
Lineage: Eukaryota; Dinophyceae; Suessiales; Symbiodiniaceae
Source: the annotation of a GenBank genome assembly